CACUAAGGCUAGUAUUUAUUCUGUUUCAUUUCAUCUGCAAUUUCACAUACAUUGUUGCACAAAGCUAUAUAUAUAUAGGCCUGGUGUCCGAGAUCAAAUCAUAGGUAUUUAUCGAUCACAUCAUCGCGAAUAUUUCAGAACCAUGCCAAUCUUUUCGUCUGAUUCUGAGGAUGAAGUAGCUCAAUCUUCACAGUUGUUUAGCCGCGAAAGAUCAGUCCAUGCUCUGCUCGGUGGAGGACAAGUUGCUGAUGUGUUGCUGUGGAGGGACCGAAAGGUAUCAUCUGCAAUCAUGGCUGCGGUUACAGUAGCAUGGUUUCUUUUCGAGGUUGUGGAGUACAAUUUCAUCACUCUCCUUUGUCACAUCUUCAUCACUUCCAUGCUCGUCAUCUUCAUUUGGUCCACUGCCGCAGAUCUUUUUAAUUGGGCACCCCCUCAGAUACCGAAAAUCGUCUUGCAAGAUUCGAGUUUUAGAGACGUUGCUUUAACAUUUCAUAUCAAAUUCAACCAGUUGUUGUCAACAUUCAUCUACAUCGCUUGUGGGAAUAAUCUGAAACUCUUUGCUAUGGCUGUUCUUCUUCUCUGGCUAGUCUCAUUGAUCGGAAACUAUAUAAGCUCCUUGAAUCUUCUCUUUUUGGGCAUUCUUUCUCUUGAAACACUGCCAUUUUUGUACGAGCGCUACCAAAAAGAAGUGGAUUAUUUUGGCGGGAAAGUAUACAGAAAGAUGAGGAAGAUCUACAAGAAGUUCGACUCGACUGUUCUUGACAAGAUACCGCGAGGACCAAUUAAUGGGAAGAAGACCAAUUGAUUAUUUGCAAGAACCAAAAGUUUGCCUAAACAUUAUACUUCAUUUUUAUGUAAAUUGCUGAACUGAUCAUGACCUUGGAUAUAAUUACAGUUAAUUUUUAAUUAA
Daucus carota subsp. sativus is the source of this 910-nucleotide messenger RNA. RefSeq names its product reticulon-like protein B9. The transcript has 5 exons. The coding region runs from base 143 to 805 and encodes 220 amino acids. The record is from RefSeq and is a predicted model, not a curated record. NCBI's taxonomy places the organism in Eukaryota, Viridiplantae, Streptophyta, Magnoliopsida, Apiales, Apiaceae.